Eurytemora carolleeae is the source of this 23715-nucleotide messenger RNA. RefSeq lists its product as uncharacterized. The transcript has 36 exons. Gene Ontology annotation, biological process: signal transduction. The record is from RefSeq and is a predicted model, not a curated record. Lineage: Eukaryota; Metazoa; Arthropoda; Copepoda; Calanoida; Temoridae. Gene Ontology annotation, molecular function: protein binding. The coding region runs from base 30 to 22790 and encodes 7586 amino acids.
CAUCUAUCUUGUUGGAACAUGGUGCCUCAAUGUCCUCAACUACUAAAAAAGGAUUCACUCCACUACAUUUAGCGGCGAAAUAUGGAAAUAUUAAAGUUGCAAAGUUGCUGCUUGGAAAGGAGACCGAGGUAGAUGCCGAGGGGAAGAAUGGUGUGACCCCCCUCCACGUGGCAGUCCACUACGACAACACAGCCCUCGCCCUGCUUCUCCUGGAGCGGGGUGCAUCUCCUCAUGCUGCUGCUAAGAACGGUUACACACCUCUUCAUAUAUCCGCUAAGAAGAACCAGCUGGAUAUUGCCAGAACCUUGCUCGAAUAUGGUGGAAAGGUGAACUCAGAGUCAAAGGCCGGGUUUACGCCUCUUCAUUUGGCAGCUCAAGAAGGACAUAUUGAAAUGGCGGAGCUGCUGGUCAAGGCGGAGGCGGAGGUUAACAACAAGGCAAAGAAUGGAUUGACUCCUCUCCAUCUGUGUGCCCAGGAGGAUAGGACAGAGGUUGCUAGGUUACUGGUUGACUCUGGAGCUGAAUGUGACAAUGAGACCAGAGCAGGAUACACUCCUCUUCAUGUUGCUGCUCACUUCGGGCAGAUCAACAUGGUCCGGUACCUUCUCAGCCAGGGAGUUCGUGUAGAUGUUCAAAAUGAACUUGGAUACACACCUCUUCAUCAGGCCGCCCAACAAGGACACAGUCAGAUUGUGAACCUACUUCUGGAAUCCAACGCUUCACCGAACCAGAUUUCAAACAAUGGUCAGACUGCACUGAGUAUUGCCCAGAAGCUGGGAUAUAUCUCAGUAGUGGAGACUUUAAAGGUUGUCACAGAUGAGGUUGUAACAACAACUACAACAACAACUGUAGAAGAGAAGUAUAGAGUCCUGGCUCCUGAGUCUAUGCAGGAAACAUUCAUGUCGGAUUCUGAGGAUGAAGGCGGGUAUAUGGGUGAAGAAUGUCUGAAUGACAGAAAGAUAUAUCUACCCCAUUUUGAGCAGAGUAUAGUGGAACCUAGAGAGGAGAACCCCCAGGACCACACCUACAAGUAUCUGACCAGCGAGGAGAUGAAGGGGCUGGGGGAUGAUUCAAUGCAGAUCGAUGUUACCAACGACGAGAAGGAGAAGAAGGAGUCAAUGAACAGGGUUGCGGAACUAAGUAUAGAAAAGAAAAUCUUGGAGUUGGAGAAGAGUCGAGAUUAUAAUCUUGAAGCUGAAAUCUUAAUCAACAAUGAUCAGACGGAUAAUAUUGAGAUACCAACCAAACCUCCUGUCAGUGCAGGGGUUAAGGGCGCGCAUUCAUUUGCUAGUGUUGCAACCAGUGUAGGGAACCAAAGUACUACCUCCUCUAUGUGGCGUGAAAGGUUCCUGGUUAGCUUCAUGGUCGAUGCACGUGGAGGAGCAAUGCGCGGUUGCCGUCACUCCGGUGUGCGCGUUAUAAUACCUCCAAGGAAGGCGCCGAUGCCUAUGAGGGUAACAUGCAGGUACUUGAAGAAGGAUAAGCUAGUCCAUCCUCCUCCUCUAAACGAAGGAGAAGCUCUAGCCAGCAGAAUACUGGAGCUAGGACCAGCAAAAGCAAACUUCCUUGGACCAGUCAUAAUAGAGGUUCCCCACUUUGCCUCCCUGCGAGGGCGGGAGCGUGAGAUAAUUAUUCUAAGAAGUGAUGAUGGAGAGAAAUGGCGUGAACACUCUCUUGAAGCUACAGAAGAGGCUGUACAGGAGGUUCUUCAGGAAAGCUUCGAUGGAGAAGAUGCUGGUCCUCUAGAAGAUCUGAACACUAACAGAAUCACUAGGAUCCUUACCACCGACUUCCCCCAGUACUUCGCCAUCAUUACCAGGAUCCGGCAGGAGCUCCACUAUAUUGGUCCUGAGGGAGGACUCGUCAACAGCUCAGUUGUUCCUCAGGUGCAAGCACUGUUCCCACAGGCAGCUUUAACUAAGAAGAUUAAAGUUGGACUUCAGGCGCAACCUAUUCCUCCUGAGUUGGCCGCUAAGCUUCUCGGCAACAGAGUAGCAGUAUCUCCUAUUGUUACCGUUGAACCUAGAAGGCGGAAGUUCCAUAAACCUAUUACCCUGACUAUCCCUGUCCCUGUUGCUGCUGGUAAAGGAAUGAUAAACCAGUACUCCGGUGAUACUCCGACACUUCGUCUUCUAUGUUCAAUUACAGGUGUGUUCAGGAAACGGUCCUUAAAAGUGAGCUCCACCAAUAACUACAAAUAUUCAACUAGUGGAACAACACGAGCUCAGUGGGAGGAUGUCACUGGUUCUACUCCUCUUAACUUCCUUAAUGAUUGUGUCAGCUUUACAACGACGGUGUCUGCCCGGUUCUGGUUAAUGGACUGCAGAAAUGUUCCUGAAGCUACAAAGAUGGCCACCACAUUGUACAAAGAAGCUAUUCACGUUCCCUUUAUGGCUAAAUAUGUUGUGUUCGCUAAACGCCAUGAGCAGCUUGAGGCUCGGAUGCGGGUUUUCUGUAUGACGGAUGACAGGGAGGAGAAAACCUUAGAACAUCAAGAGCAUUUUCACGAAGUUGCUAAAUCCAGAGAUGUUGAGGUUCUUGAAGGAAAGACUCACUACCUUGAGUUUGCUGGUAAUCUGACACCUGUCACUAAAUCUGGAGAUCAGUUGACCAACAAGUUCCUCGCUUUCAGGGAGAACAGACUUCCCUUCACAGUUAGAGUUAAAGAUCCAAACAAUGAUCCGCUAGGACGUAUCAGCUUCUUCCGUGAGGCGAGGACAGGGAAAGGAGAGGUUCAACCUAAUCCUAUCUGUAACCUUAAUAUCAGCCUACCUGGAGAUAUUAGUCCUGAUCAUUCUUACACAGACAAGGAUAUCAUGGCUAUACAGGAAAAGUACAGUUUCCUUCGGGAUUCUGGGUACGGAAAGUUGAAUACUAUUCAGAAAGCGGAUCUCAGGAUAUCAGAUAUAUCCAAUCAUCUUGGUAAAGAUUGGGUUAAGGUUGCCCGAGAACUAGACAUAGAAGAUCAGGAUAUCAACCUUAUCAUCACAGAGUAUCCUGACAACUUAGGACAGCAGGCUAUGGUUAUGCUUAGGCUAUGGUUAAACACUGCCGGUCACAAAGCAACCGGAAACGCGCUGAAGAGUGCGCUUGCAUCCUGUGGUCGACAGGACAUUAUUGACGAGUGCACGAUCUCCUUGUCUGAAGUUACAGAUCAGGACGAGAUGAAUAUUGCUGAGCAUGAGCUUCUCCAGGACGGGUUUGAUACCUUCAAGGCCGGACUUAACGGGUUCGGUGGGAAAAACUCCACCCUGAAGCGGGACUACAGUAUGGAUGUGAGCUAUGAUGAAAAUGAAAUUCAUCAGGAUCGAAAGCACAUGUCAGAGAUCUCCGAGGAAAGGACGGAAAGCUCCGACGAGACUGAGAUCAAAUACAGAGCAGAAGAGAAGGUUUUUACCGAGUCCUCAUUCUCGCAGCAGUCAUCCACAUCCCAGGAUUCGUCCUUACAAAAGUCAUCGCUAAUCCAGGACUCUUUCGAUGAGGUUAAAAUGACCCAUGAAGAGUCCUUCUCUGAGACUAGAAAAGAGUCAAAAAUGGAGAUAAUUGAAUCUAUGGUAGAAGGAAAAAUGGAAAAGAUGAGUUUGGAUGAAGUGACUUCAAAGCAAACCGUCAAGAGUUCAACAGAACAGAAUGUUCAAGAGAUGAAAAUUCAAGAAUCUUCAGUGCAGCAGUCCUUGGUGCAGGAAUCCAUGGAAUCUUCAGUGAAGCAUCAAUCCUCGGUGCAGGAAUCCAUGAUGCAGCAGUCGACCAAGCAGUCCAUCAUUCAAGAGUCUUCGGUACAAGAAUCUACGAUUCAAGAGUCUUCGGUCCAAGAAUCUAUGAUUCAAGAAUCUUCUGCCCAAGAAUCUAUGAUUCACGAGUCUUCUGCCCAAGAAUCUAUGAUUCAAGAGUCUUCGGUCCAAGAAUCUAUUAUUCAAGAAUCUUCAUUCCAAGAAUCCAUGAUUCAGGAAUCAUCAAUCCAGGAGUCGGUUGUCCAGGAAUCCAUGGUUCAGGAAUCAUCGGUUCAGGAGUCAUUUGUCCAAGAAACAAAAAUUCAGAAAUCUUCAAUUCAGGAAGAACAAACAGAAGAAUCAAUAGCAUCAAAUGCUCAAAAACAAGAAUCAAGGAUUGGAACGUCUACCAGAGUUCAUGAGUCCGAAGUAACAGAACUAGUAACAGAAAACUCUGCCGUCAAAGAAGUCGUUCAAGAGUCAAAGAAGGAGGAAAUGAUAGAAGAAAUAAAGUUUAACGAGGAAACAAAGAACGGAGUAACGACGAGUUCUGAGGAAAAGAACUUGACAAUUGAAACCACAGACUCAACUCUGGGAGCUAAUAAUGCAUUCACAGGCACCAAAACUUCACUGGAUGAAGCAGGUGUAACUGUGGUUAAUGAGGCAGACAAGGAGGACAAGGAGGACAAGGGGGACAAGGGGGAGAAUGAAAAGGAGAAGAAGGGUAUUAAAGCUGCUGGAGCUAGCAGUAGCCCCUCUCUUCAUCCCCUUCCUUGUCCUAACCUUACCAGUCCUAAUGUUUCCACAAUUUUAAACUAUGUCACUAUUGAGACAGAUUUAAAACAGGGUGUUGAAAUCUCACUUGAUCCAAAAGAAAGCUUUGGAAUCACAGUUCAUGACCUUGAUCAUACAAGUGAAGAAAAACAGACAACUGAUAUAUCAAGAAAAAUAAAGGAAAGUAAGUUAACUUUAGAGAAAAAGAUUCAAAAGCUUGCACAUGAAAUUGCUGGAACACCAGAGAGCCCUUUAACUGAAAGUGGGCUUUUCACAGACACAGGAAUAAGCAGUUUGGACUUAACUGGAGACAAAUUGAGAACAAGAAAGCUACUUCUUGAUCUACGUGAGCCUACUACUGACACUGAUAUGGAUUAUUCAGAAUUAAGUCCAAGUUCUAUUGGACAUGACCUGCCCCCUUUCAGUCCCGAACAGAGUGAGGGUAUAGAUUCCACUCAUAACUUGGCAGCUGCGCAAGAAUCCAAUACUAGUAGAAGUACCCAGUAUGGUGCACAUUGUGAUGCUCAGCUAAGUCCAAUACUAUUUUUAGAUAACAAAGCUACAAGUCCUAUGGGGGUAAGAGGAACAGCAGAGUUGCUUAGAACAACUAAGGAUGCAAGCUCAAGUCCACCCCAGCACACUAUGCAUUCUGCAAGCACAUCCCCUCCACAAAAAGGAGAUCUUGAUCCCAGCAGAACAAGUACUCAAGUCACAACUCCUAAUGAACCAACUAACAGAGAAAUAGGCUAUCAAAGCUCCUUAGACUUUGAACUGGAACUAAAUUGCCCUAUGGCUGAGGAAGCAGGCCUCAAAAAGAACAUAACUUUAGAGAGAGUGCAGACUAAAAACUCUGUAGAAGGCAGGAGAAGUGUUGAAGAUCUUGCUAAAUGUUUUGAAGAUAUGGCUACUGAAGGGAUAUCUAAACGACCUCAGAGUUUACAUUCAGAAAAAGGAUUACCAGAAGAUGAAGGACUAAAUCUGGAGACACCUGGUAGAGAAGCAUACCGAGAGGAGCAAGUGGUGGAGAUUGAAGUAGAACAGAAGGAGUUACAAAUAAUGGAUAAAACUUACAAAGAAGACAGUCUACUAAAUACAGAGGUCUGGCCAUCUAAGGGUAAUUUAAUUUUUGUUCUGGUCAAAGCUCAAAAUCUCCAGAAGAAGGACAUUUUUAGCAAAUCUGAUCCCUAUGCAACAAUUAGUUUCCAAGGUAACCAUCAGAGCACUGAAACCAUAAAAAAUAACAACAAUCCGGAAUGGAAUCACCAAAUUGAGUUAAAUAUCACUGAUUAUCAAAAUUUAGAAAUAGGCAUUGAAAUAUUCAACAAGAAAAAAAUUGGAAAGGAUGACUCUUUGGGAUAUGUAACUCUAAAUUCCCAGGAGUUAUCAAAUUUGAACUCAUGGGUUGACCUUAAAGGAUGCAAAAAAGGACAAGUAUUUGUUUUUUCGGAAUUUAUUCCAGAAGAAACAUUGCAAUCCCUGGAAAAGAGAGAUAUAGAUCUUUUAAAGUUAACAACCAAAACUGAAAAAAAAUUAAAUGAUCAAAAUACAAAUGACAGAACAAAUCUAGAUUCUGAGACUCAGAAACUUGAACAUGCAAAGCUUAUGGUAAAAGCUCAGGAGAUUGAAGAAGCUCCUAAGCUUAAACUAUGUAAGCAGCAUGAAGAAGAUCAUAUGCAUGAAGCUCAAGAGUUUGAAGGUCAGAAGAUUAAGGAGGACAGUCAGAAAAUGGAAGUCCUGAAGCUUGAAGAAAUUAAUGAAGUAACAGAAGGCAUCCUACAGCUUACAGUUCAUUGUGGAAAAAGUCUGACCAAUAAAGAUGUUUUUGGUAAGUCUGAUCCAUAUGUAAUAGUAGAAUAUGACAAUAAGAAACACAGAUCAGAAACAGUAAAAAAUAAUCUUAAUCCCAAAUUUGAAUUUGUGGUGAGCCUGAGUGUCAACAAAGAUUCAUCUGAUGAAAUUUACAUAAACUUGUUUGAUGAAGAUAUUGGUAAAGAUGAUGUCUUAGGUUUUGCAGUUUUAACAGUAGGAGAUCUGAUCAGGCAGAAUGCGGACAACAGAGUAGUUAAACUUAUGAAUGUCAAAAGUGGUGAAAUUCAUUUUUCCUCUUCCUUUUAUCCAAAAGAAACUAUUAAAGAAUCCAACAAACUUGAAGUAGCUGAGAGCUUUGAAGAAAUCAAGAAUCCUGAAGAAGCUCAGCUGCUCCUUGAAAAAAUAAAGCUUAAAGAAACUCAAAAGUUUAGACAAGUCCAUAAUCUUGAAGAAGAAAAAGAAUCAAAACAAGUUCAGAACCUGAUGGAAAAUAACAAAAUGGAUGAAGCCCUAAAUCUUGAAAAAGUAAAAAAGAUCAAUGAAAGUCAUUUGCCUGAAGAGAGCAAAAAGAACAAAGUUCAGAAGCUUGAGGAAGCACAGGAAGAAAGUCAAAAGAUAGAAGAAGUGCAGAAGCUGGAGAAAAAAAUUAAAUUAGAAGAAGCUCAGAAACUUGAAAAAAGUUUAAAGAUUGAUGAAGUGAUGAAGCUUGAAGAAAGUAAGAAGAAGGAAGACACUAAAAGUAUAAAGAUCGAAGAAGCUCAGAAGCUGGAAGAAAGAAAUAAGGUAAAAGAAGUGCAGGAGCUUGAAGAAAGUAAGAUGAGUGAAGUCACUCAAUGUAUAAAGAUUGAAGUAGCACAGAAGUUGGAAGAAAGAAAUGAGGCAGAAAAAGUGCAGAAGCUGGGAGAAAUAAAGAAGAAAGAAGACACCCAACCUGUAAAGAUUGAAGUAGCACAGAAUUUGGAAGAAAGAAAUGAGGUAAAAGAGGUGCAGCAGCUUGCAGAAAGUAAGAAAAGAGAAGACGAGCAAGAUAUGCAGAUAGAAUUAGAACAAAAGCUGGAAAAAAGAAAUAAGUUUGAAGAAGUGCAGAAGCUUGAAGAAAGUAAGAAGCUUGAAGGCACACAAAAUAUAAAGAUUGAAGAAAGUAAGAUGCUUGAAGACACACAAAGUAUAAAGAUUGAAGAAGCAAAGAAGCUUGAAGACACACAAAAUAUAAAGAUUGAAGAAUCAAAGAAGCUUGAAGACACACAAAGUAUAAAGAUUGAAGAAGCAAAGAAGCUUGAAGACACACAACAUAUAAAGAUUGAAGAAGCGCAGAAUUUGGAGAAAAGAAAGUCUGAAGAAGUGCUGAAGCUUGAAGAAAGAAUUAAGUUAGAAGAUGAACAGAGUGAUGAAGAAAGACAUAAGUUGGAAGAAGUGCAGCAGCUUGAAGAAAAUAAGAAAAGAGAAGACAAACAAGAUAUGAAGAUAGAAGUAGAACAAAAGCUGGAAAAAAGAAAUAAGUUAAAAGAAGUGGAGAAGCUUGAAGACGUACAAAAUAUAAAGAUUGAAGAAAUUAAGAAGCUUGAAGACACACAAAGUAUAAAGAUUGAAGAAAGUAAGAAGCUUGAAGACAUACAAAGUAUAAAGAUUGAAGAAAGUAAGAAGCUUGAAGACACACAAAGUAUAAAGAUCGAAGAAAGUAAGAAGCUUGAAGACGUACAAAGUAUAAAGAUUGAAGAAAGUAAGAAGCUUGAAGACACACAAAGUAUAAAGAUUGAAGAAAGUAAGAAGCUUGAAGACAUACAAAGUAUAAAGAUUGAAGAAGCACAGAAUCUGGAAAAAAGAAAUAAGUCAGAAGAAGUGCUGAAGCUUGAAGAAAGAAUUAAGUUAGAAGAUGAACAGAGUGAUGACAAAAGAUAUAAGUUGGAAGAAAUGCAGAAACUUGAGAACACUCAGAAGCUUGUGGAAAGCAUAACUAUAGAAGAAGACAGUAUGAAGAAAGUAGAAGUUGGCAUUUUGAAACUCAUCAUUCACUGUGGAAAAAAUCUGGCCAAUAAAGAUGUCUUUGGUAAAUCUGAUCCUUAUGUUGUAGUUGAAUAUGACAGUCAUAAAUACAGAUCAACAACUGUUAAAAAUAAUCUUAAUCCAAAAUUUGAAUUUGCAGUAGACCUAAUUGUUGACAAAGACUCAUCUGAUGAAAUUUUUAUAAAUUUGUUUGAUGAAGAUUUUGGUAAAGAUGAUGCUUUAGGUUUUGCAGUUUUAAAUGUAGGAGAUCUGAUCAGGCAGAAUGCAGACAUCAAAGUAGUUGAACUAAUGCAUGUUAAAAGUGGUGAACUAUAUAUAUCUUCUAUUUUUCAUGAGAAAGAAAUUGACUUUAAAAAAGAUGAAUCAAAGGAAGCCUGGAAACCUCAAAGACAAAAAGCUGAUAAUGAAGCAUUAAUGCCCACAGAUAUAACUAAGCCAGGAGAUGGUACAAAACUGGAGAAUGACCCAAAGCUAGAAAUAGUCAAAAUGCUAACAGAAGAUAAGUUGUUGGAAGAAGCUAAAAGUUUGGAUCAAGCCAAAAAGUUGCUAGAUGAUGUUGGAAAACCUGAAAAUACAUCUAUGUUAAGUCAAAGUAUAUUAAAUUUCCAUAGUUCAGAGAAGCAGGACGUUUCCAUCAAGUUCUCUAAGGAAUAUCAGAAUGAAGACAGCCGUUUUGAAUCAUUUUUAUCUAAUAAGACUAAGGUAAUUAUUAGAGAGGAUAUGCACCAGAAAACUGUUGUUUCCCAAGAUUUGAUUUUGAGGACGGAUGAACAAGAUGAAUUAAUUGAAACCAAGUUUGAUGACCUUGAACUUGACAGAGAACUCAAUGUCAUUUUUGACAACAAUGUAGAAGUCAUCUCUUUUGAAGUUGAGAAAGACUUGUGUUCCCAAUUGUCUAAGGGUAAAAUUGUUCAAGAAAUUAGCAAAGAGUUUGAACACCCUUCACCAGUUCUAACCAAAGAGGUGAAAAAUGUUGAAAAAGAUGUGGGUAGUUAUACUACCACUGAGGACCAGUGUAGUCCAGAUCUUUCUCCAAUCUUUUUGAAAGAGGAUUUCGACAAUUCUAAUUCGGAUAUUGAACUAAAGAUUAAAGAGGUAUCGUCCAAACAAGAAAAUGAAAAGUCUACUGACCAUGCAGAGAUGUGGAAAACCAUUAAAUUUGAAGAGCAUGAAGCCCUUGAUUCCAUGGAUGUCUUAGCAGUUCAGAAGAUGGAAAAGGAGUUUGAAGAGAAUCUCAAUAUUAAUAUGAAGGAUAAUGCAAAGAAGGAUGAUAAUAAGAGUGAUGUUUUAGGAUCAGUUGCUAAACCUGUAUCAGGAAGAUGUCAGUUAACAAUUCAUUCUUGUACAGAUUUAGUAAACAAAGAUACCUUGGGUAAAUCUGAUCCAUAUGUUGUGUUGGAAUAUGGAGAUAAAAAAUAUCGAUCCGAAACAGAAAGAAAUAAUCUUAACCCCAAUUGGGAUUUUUACACAGAGUUUCAUUUUGAUACAAAUAAAUCUGAUGAAAUAUUUAUCAAUGUAUUUGAUGAGGACAUUAUUAGAGAUGAUGCAAUGGGAUUUAUUGCCUUAAAUAUCCUUGAGUUGGUUGACUCAAAUCCAGUUGAAAGGAAAAGGGAAAAUCUAUUGUGUGGAAAGGGUGGAAUUACAUUUUCUUCAAUAAUAACUCAAGAAGGGGAAAGUGGUAACACUGCUAAAGAAUUAGCUUCACUUGGAGAAUACUUCUUUCUUGAACAACAACAAGAAGUAAAGGAGUUCAAAGAAAUUCAAAAGGAUAAAAAGCAAGAAGAAGUCCAGAGGCAUGAUGAGACUCCAAGCCUUGAAGAAAUUAGGAAACUUGAAGAAAGUGAAGAUAUUAAAGAGCUCAAGGAAUGUAAAAAAACAGAAGUUCAGAGGGUUGCAGAAGUAAAUGAGCUCAUAAAAUGUUCCAAGUUGGAACAAAGUAAUAAAGAAAAACUUCAGAUGCCCAAAAAAACACUGACGCUUGCAGAGGCUAAAAAGCUUGAACAAGAUAAGAAGAUAAAAAAAGGUCAGAUGCAUGAUGAAGGAAAAGAGGUUGAAGAAGCAAAUAUAAAGGAAGAAGAUUGGGUCUUUAAAAAAGCUCAGAUGCUGGAAGAAAAUAAAAAGCUUGAACAAUCCCAAGAAGUUAAGCAAGGUGGAACCUUACAGCUUAUUGUUCACUGUGGAAAAAAUCUGGCCAAUAAAGAUGUCUUUGGUAAAUCUGAUCCCUAUGUUGUAGUUGAAUAUGACAGACAUAAAUUCAGAUCUAAAACUGUUAAAAACCAUCUUAAUCCAAAAUUUGAAUUUGCAGUAGACCUGCAAGUUGACAAAAACUCAUCUGAUGAAAUUUACAUAAACUUGUUUGAUGAAGAUAUUGGUAAAGAUGAUGCCUUAGGUUUUGCAGUUCUAAAUGUGGAAGAACUGAUCAGGCAGAAUGCAGACACUAAAGUAGUUGAACUGUUGAAUGUGAAAAGUGGUGAACUUUAUAUAUCCUCUGUUUUCCAUCAAAAAGAAAUCGACUCUGAAAAAGAAGAACCUAAGAGUUACCAGGAAGCUCUAAAAGAACCUCAGAAGCCAAAGGCUUAUAAAGAAGCAAAUGAGCUUUUAGAACCAAAAACAGUGGGAGAAGCUCAAAGUCUUAAAGAAAUUCAGAAGCCUGAGAUAGCUGAGAAGCUCAAAGACACCAAGAAGCUUGACGAAAGAAUCAUGAUGGAAGAAUUUCAGAACAUUGAAGAAGUAAGACAAUUUGAGAAAAGUAAGAAGCUUAAAGAAGUAUGGGAGCUUGAAAUAGAUCAACAACUUCAGGAGGCACAUAAGCUUCAUGAAAGUAAGGAGAUAGAGAAUAAAUUGAAGUUUGAAGAAAAUUUUGAAUUUGACAAAGCUCAGAACCUCCAAAACACUCAGGUGCUAUUGGAAAGGAAGAAACAGACAGAGAAAGAGCAUGUACGUAAUAUUAAACAGGAUGGAGUAUUGCAGCUCAAUAUUCACAAUGGAAAAAAUCUAGCCAACAAAGAUUCUUUUGAUAAAUCUGAUCCAUAUGUUGUGGUUGAAUAUGGCAGCAAGAAAUAUAGAUCAAAAACAGUUAAAAACAAUCUAAAUCCCAUUUUUGAAUUUGUGGUAAGCUUUAUAAUUGACAAAAACUCUUCUGAUGAAAUUUACAUAAACGUGUUUGAUGAAGAUAUUGGUAAAGAUGAUGCUUUGGGUUUUGCAGUACUAAAUGUAGGAGAUCUAAUAAGGCAAAAUGUAGACAUUACUGUAGCUGAACUCAUGAACGUUAAAAGUGGUGAACUUUAUAUUUCCUCUUCCUUUUCUCCAAAUGAAACCAUAUCUGUGCAAGAGCUGACAGUAGUAAAUACUUCUGAAGAGACAAGUUUUAGAAAAAUUCAAGAAACAGAUGAACUUGUAACAAUAAGAGAUAUUGUAAAAGAUCAGGCAUAUAUAGAGGCUGAGAAACAAAAGCCUGUUGACAUUGAAUCUAAAUCAAGUUCUAUUGACAAUAAGAAGAGGGAUACCAUAUCUUUGCAUAUUCAUCGCGUUAAGAAAUUGUUGCUGGAGAAUCCAGUUCCCCUGAAUAUUUUUGUAACUGUAAGUCUGGAUUCAGAAGUCAAAAAGUCAUUCAAAUCAAUAUAUAAUGAAACCAUAGUAUUUGAUUUCAAGUGUCAUUUUGGUGUUGAUGGAGGAUCUGGUGAAACAUUAACUAUCAAGAUUUUUGCAGAUAACAGGGAUGAAGAUUCACAGUGCCUCGGAAAAUGUAUUCUAAGCAUUGAUGAAGUGAAAGAUAAAUGUAUUUUAGAAACUUGGAUGCCUUUGUCUAAUACAAAGUCUGGCGACAUUCAGCUAUCUGUGCAGUAUAAAACUAUCAUUAAUGAACCAGUUGUAAAAACAGUUUUAUCUAGACAAACUUUCAUUUCAAAACAGGAAGCUGAAAUGCCAGUAGAAGAAGAAAAAGUUAUCAUGCAAAUGACCAAUCUUGGAGUUGAAGAUAUAUCCAUUAUUGAAAAAUUGGAUGCCAAUGAAGAGAGGAUACUGUUAGAAAAUGUUUCCAAGUUGCAAAACAAUAUGUCCUUUAAAAUUGAGGAAUUGGUGGGCACUAUAAGGAAUGCUGACAAAACUCUCCUUACUACGGAUAAUAUAAACUAUUUUUCCUCAAAGACAAAUUUAGAUAACUGUGGGAAUAUAACAGAAUUUACUUCUUCUCAUUCCAUUACAACUGAAUCUUACUCUUUCUCUCAAAGUCAUGUUGAUAACCAAGGAAAUAUAGUUCAGGCAAGAGAUGUUAUUUUUCAACAUAAAUUUUCUCCAGAAAAUGAAACUUCUCCAACUUUUGAUGAUGUUAUUUAUAAUGAAUAUCCUCAUUUAUUUAAGCCAACUUUAAACCAAAGUUUAGAAAAAACAGAAAUAGUCAACAAAUAUUGGCAUACCUCACAGCAACCUUUUGAGAAUAUUUCAAGCUUCCGGGCCCAUUUUGUCCAAUCAUUUUGUGAUGAAAACAAUUUUGCUGAAAAAAACAAAACAAAAGAUCAAAUUUCAGUAGAUAAUUCAAAAGUAGAAGAUUACUUUAAUGCAAACUCUGAAGUUGUUGACAAAUUUGUCUUAGGAAAUCAGGAUCAAGACAUUUUUAAGUUAUCACAACAGCAUUUUCCUACAUUUGGUUUAGGAAAAUUUGAAGAUGAUUUAGAAAGUGGAUUAGGAAUGCUGUCUCCUGACACCACAACUCUAAGAACACUUGACACAAAUGAAGGAGGGCUUCAAAGUUUAGAUUUUGUUGGAGAUUUGGAAGUUCUGGAAAAGGAUGCGCCUUGUUCUGCAGAAUCUUACACAUCUCAGCUUGAUUGUUUCAUUUAUGGUUCUGAGAAAGAAAUUGCUGAAAUUUAUUCUGAAAACUUGAUUGAUGAUGGUGAAAUAUUUCCAGAAUCAAAGGCAGUAAGUUCAUCAGAAUACCAGAGUUCAUUAUUAAUCAAUUCUGUUGCAGAAUGGAUGAAACCUCUAAUAUCUUGUAACUGUUUGCAAAGUAAGAAUUUCUGGAUUAGUGGAGAGGUAGUAAGAGAGCCAUCCCAAUCUUUAAACAACCCUGAUUUUUCAAGCACUGAUGCUUCUCCUUCUAGUGAAAUGUCUUCAAGAUUGGGCUGUUCUCCUAGAUCACCUUUGUCAAUUGUUAAGUCUCUGUCUCCUACUGAUUCUGUACAAUCUCUUCCCUCCAGCCCAAGAAAAACUGUUAGAUCAGUUUCUGUCAAGAAGCUUACUUCUGAAAGCUUUUCAUCUGAGAAUGACAUAUCCAGAAGUUUGGAAAUUGUGUAUGUGGAACCAGAGUUUGACCCAAAAGAGACCUUUACUGCACAAUACAGAACACAUUCUCCUUUAAACACUGACAAUUCAAAGUUUGAGAAGAGAAAACCUUCAUUUACACAGUUGAAGAGACCUACUUCCUAUGAUCUAAGAUCUGACUCACCAGACAAGGGAAACUUAUCAGAAUCCGAUAUUCCUUCUAGUGCAAGUCCAGAUAUUUUUGAGAUUUCUAAAGCAACAAGUGCAGAAUUCACACCUUAUGUCUCUGACAUUGAACCUGUUUUGAAUAAAAAACUAACUUCUCCUACUAAAAUAAUUGCACCUUACACUUCCUCACCUCCUGUUCAACAUGUUGUUUCUAAUGAAACAAUUUCUCCCAUUUUGGAAAUCCUUUCCCAAACCCCUCUGAGGAGCCCUGAGAAAAAGUUUGAGUAUGUGCAAGGAUUAAAGGAAACAUUGGAAGAAAGCUUUGAGAUAAUCGAACCAAGUUCUCGAUCAGUAAAAGGUUCAGAUUCAGAUGAUCUUGAUGUGGAGUUUGAACAAGUUAACUCUGUCUGUGAGGAAACAAGUGUUGCACAAAAAACAGAAAAUUUUGUUGAACAGUUAGUGUCAAAAAAUGUUGAAAACUCUGAAGAAAUAACAUUUCAAUGCUUAUCUGAAGAUUUAUCUCAACAAUAUUCAGCAAGCAAAGUUAUUGGAAUCAUGAAAGCAACUGCAGAGGUUAUCCAAUCUGAACAUAAAAGUGCUGAUACCAGGGAAACUGGAUUAAAAAGAGAAUUAAGUGGUUUAUCUGAGAACUCUUUCCAAGGAUUGACUCGUGAACCUAGCUUUGUUUAUGACACUACAGUUGAGGCAUUUAGUGCCCAUGGAGCUUCUGUUGAUGAUCUUCUGAAUGCUGAGGAUGAGAAUGAUGUAAAUACAGAGGAACCUGAAGGGAUCUCAAUCAUUGGUAAACUAGUAAUUGGUCUGUCAGGAGGAAAUGAUGAUUUUCAGGAACCUGGUCAAUUGACUCAAGUUUCCAUUGCAGAUAUUUCUUCAAGUCCAGGCGAACCUAUGCUUUCCGUAGAGGGAACAGAGAUGGAAGGCGCCGGUGUUGCGAUACCUGGUGACAGGAAACAAGUAUCACUGUACCAGGAAACUAUUUCUACAACUCCGGAAGCUGAAGAUUAUUUUAUGAAAAGAGAACAGUCUUUCAUUGGUAAGAUAGUUCGUGGUGAGGUUAGUAGUUUGGCUGUGGAUGUUUCUGACUCCUUUAACCCCAGUAAUUCUGGAAAACUAUGUGUUAAACCUAUUUCAAGAAGUUCUUACUCAGAGAUAGAAAUUUCAAACCUUGAUUUUAAAAGUGAUUUAAUUGUAAAACCUGUGGAUGAGAAGCUGAAAACAAUUUCUUCUUAUGAAACAAUCUAUGACCAUGUAGCAUUGGAAGAAAUUGCUGCAAAUAGACAAAUUUCCAUAGAAGAGUUGCUUGGUAACCUUGGGGAUAGAUUUGAAGGAACCAGAUUGCUUCCAGAGCAAGCCUUUAGCUCAGAAGAGCUUUAUCAAGGUCAGGCAGAUGCUUCAUCUGAUGUUGGUGUAAACCGGAACCGAUGGUCUGCCCCACCAGGAUCCCUUGAUCCUCCAGAUUUAGAGGAUCAGUUCACAAUUCAGUUUGACUUAGUUGAAGAGCAGGGGCAGGAACAUUGGCAGGAGCUUGACAUCAUUCUGGGUUCAGGAGGUGUGGAGCUGAAACAUGAACCCAGCUCAGAAUAUUCAGAAGAAUCUGAACCUGAAUCCCCCAAAUCGACAUCUCCUAAAGCAUCUUCUGGGUCUAAAUCCUCCUCACAACAGUCAGGUGCAUCUAGAUCUUCUAGUGCUGCCUCCUCUCACGGAAGCUCCAAGGAGGAUCUUAGCAACUUGAAGGAGACAGAACAGGAACUUCUUGAUGAAAUAAUAGUCAAAGAUGUUCCUGAUGUCUCUACAGAUCCUGUUCUCCAGUUUGAAGACAAUAGAACUUCCAUUGAGUCUAUUCAAGAGGACGCAGAGGACCAACACUCUGAAUGUAAGGAUUUAAUUAAUGAUAUGGUCACUUCUUAUACUAACCCAACAUUGAAUUUCCUUUCCCCCAAUUCCUUUUCUAAUCCUAAUGAAAUGCCAUCUAAAGAGGAACAAAGCUCUAGUACAGGUUUAGCUGCUCCAGAUUCAAAGGAUUCUCUUGAAGUGCAUCUUUACUCUGUCAGCGAUGAUAUUUCAGAAACAGCAUCUGUCAAGGAUGAGACAGAGAAAGCAAGAAAUUACUCAACGCCAUCAGAGGAUGAAUCUGCUGUAAGUAUUGAACAAUCAGCUUUAAUCAAUGUGAAUGAAGCUGAUCAAGACAUAGUGUUUGAAGAAAAAAAAAUAGUUGAAGCCAGAAAAGAAACUGAAGAUGAAGAUGAAAGAUCAUCAGGAGAAGAACAUUUUGAAUUCAUUCAAAAUGAAGAGUUAAAAGAUGAGAUUCAAAAUAUCGGUGAGAUUACUGACGUUGGAUCAUCAAAGUAUGAUGAAAUACACAAUGUUGAAGAAGUUGAGGAAGAAGUAUACAGUGAAGUGAAAGCUAAGCAGAUUGUUGAAUCAGUUCAAAAAGAGGCUUUAACAGAGGCAGAAAUAAAAUCAAGAAAAAUAUCAGAAGUGAUCGAAGCUUUUGAAAAGAUAGAAACUGAUGAAAAAUCUGAUAAAAGUAUUGAACAUGGGUUGAAAUCUGCUAUUUCAAAACUAGAAGAACAUAUUACUCAAGAGGAUGAAUGUGUUGCAGUAUCUGCUUAUAAGACUACUAGAAGUAUGAGCUCAAGCUCAGAGGAAGCCUCCAAGCUGUUUGCACAGGAAUCUACUGACUCUAAUUCUGCUUCUGGGUUAGAAGGACAGAACUUUACUGAUCUUUCUAUGUUAGAAAAAGGAAAUAAUUAUGAACACUCAUCUUUGAAACAAACCAUGAAGAAAUUAGAAGCACAUAUUUCAUCGGAGGAUGAAUGCAUUGCAGUAACUGCAUACAGAACUACAAGUAGCAUGAGUUCCACCUCUGAGGAAGCCGGUAUAGCUCCUGCUCAUGGCUCUAUUGACUUAAUUAGGUCUGAUGCAGAGCUCGGAAUUGUCACCCAAGAUUCCACAGAUACCUCUGAGUCUUCUAAGCAGGAGAUAACUGAGGACACUGUAAAAAUCCAAGAAGAAGUAGAACAGAUAGGAUCUAUUGAGAAUGAUACUUCAGAAGCAUUUAAACAUAGUUCAACUGACUCUUCUGACACUGAAGAAAAAGAUGAAGUCCAUAAAGGUGCUGAGAGCUCCUCUGAUUAUGAUACCUCUUCUGCUAAGCCUAGAGCUAAGCGUCCUGAUUCAUUUGUAUCAGAUACAUCAUCAGACUAUGAUUCCAUGUCAAACCCUGGAUCUAGGCGUCCACAAUCUUUCUUAGUGGAGGAUGAUUUUGAUAUCAUUACAGAAGAAGACAUAUGCCAUUUAAAGAGUAAGCAAGAUGACUUAAAGGAACUCAGUGAAGAUGAAGAUUCUCUGGACAAAAACCAUCCAGACAAAUCAUUUGAUAAUGUGCAUGAUUCUUCCUCUGAGUCUGAAGGACCAGAUGAGAAGAAACAGGAAAAGAUCAUCAAAGAAGAAACUUUAUUAAGUAUGGACCAAGAUGGCAUUUCUUCCAUUCCUCGUCCCACAUCCUCCUCUCCAUUGCCUUCCUCCAUGACCAACACUUUAGACCUGCAUGCAAAUCAGUCUACAGUGAGUGUAGAUUUAGCUGUAUCAUCUGUCAUUCAUUCAAACACUCUGGAGGAAAUUGACCCCUUAGUGGUUGAUGGAAGUCGUGCCCCAUCUAAUUCUUCCCCUUUGGCGGAUGGGUUCUUGCCUUCUUUGACCCCUUCCCCCCUUACUAGGAGCUCCGACUUCAACACUGAGGAAAUAAAUUCUUCUCAAGACCUGAGGAAUGAAGAAGAUAAGACAACAUCUUCCUUUUCUAAAAGCGUCAAAUUGUCCUUUCCUUCCCAAACAGAUUCCCCCAUUAAAUCAACGCAUAUAGAAUCCUCCCAGCCUACUCAAUCUAGUUCCUUUGAUCUUAAAAGUAACACAAUUCAAUCUAGCAGGUUUACUUCUCAAAGUCAGGAUCUACAAGCUGUGCUUGAGGGUAUAUCUAAAAGUACAGUUUCUACCCGGCUCUCAGAGUUACAUAAAGAAGAACACAGCGUUUUUAUUAGUGUCACUGAACCUGCUACAGAAGAUUUUGUAAUGGUUAGACGAGAAAGUAGCAAAUCCACAGAUUCAGAGCCUUCCUUUAGAUGCAGACAUUUGGGAUCAAGUUCAUCAGAGAAAAGCAUGGAAGAAAAGAUGAGGCAUGACACAUCAUUUAGAAGUUCAUAUGAAGGAUCAGAAAUAGCUUCUCCAAAUAACACUGAUCAGUUUGAUGCCUACACCACUCAGACCAUGGAAGAAGAUGACCCUAUGAAUACAAAUGAAUAUAAACCUAUCCCAAAGCACAAACAGCUACAGAAGAUAAACUCAACUGACCUUCUACACAGAAAUAUAAAGGAAACUAUUGUACAGCAGGUUAUGUGUGAGGAUGAUGAUAGUGUUAUGUCUGAGUCCACCAUUACAACCUUGAAAAGUGAUAAUGAUGACUUCACAGCAAUCAUUGAAAGCAGAAAUAUGGAAUUAGAGUUUUCAGUUGAUAAACCUAUUCAGAAACUUAGUGACAUUGGCAGUCACAAAGAAGAGCAUGCAUUUAAGACAGCAGAAGAAAUCUUUGUGGAAGAACCAGAUUGGGAGCUUGUUGAGACCCAAAAAGAAAAUGAAAGAAUUUUAGGGGAAGAAGAAACAGUUUUUAAGAGAUCUAUGACUCCAGAGCAAGCGCUAGAAAUUGCUUCUGAGAUAGUUCAGAAUGUUCAAGUAGAGGCUGUGAAACGAUAUGAGGCAAUGAAAAAAAGCAACAGCUUGCCUAAACCAACCCCAGACUCUAAAUACACUCCAGAGACAAAGGAGAAGGUUCAAGUUUAUCUAAAGGAGUUAGAGGAAAGUGAGCAGUAUGACCAUGUUGCUGCUGAACUCAUUACACAUGUUGUUUCAAAAAAAGAGGAACAGUACAUGAAGAUGAACAACCAAAUCAGCGUUGACAUUACAGAUGAAGAGCCCAGAAGUGAUGCUAUGAUGUCUGAACUGAGAAAUGAACUAGGGAGAAGCUCUGUAACUGAUGAAGACCUUGUGACUGAUUUAACAACUGAACUUUUAGAGGAAAAUACAAUUGAGGAGAUGAAGAAGCAUCUUGAAUCUACCCUCCAUUCCCAUGAAUUUCAAUUGGAGUCUAGUUUUAAAUUCCAGACUUCUUUCAGAACACACUUUGUAGAUGAUGUUUAUGGAACUUCAGAUGAAAAUGAUGGUAAAACAUACACUGAAAAGGAAUUUCUCUGUACAGAAAAUGAUGAUAUUUAUAACUUUGAAGAGCAUAAAAAUUUGUCUAGCUCCCAACAAGCUGAUUCUUUCAUUUCUGAAGACAUUUGGGAACAGGAAUCAAAAAGUGUCACUAAACAAGAUUUCAUCAAACUUAGAGAAAAAAAAUCAAAUACUGAAUCAGAUUCCUCUGGAUCUAAGCAGAGUUUCAGAAAGUCUGGAACAGACCAUGAAGGUUACAGUUCUUCUGGCGAAACCUACUCAGCUGAUCGUAACAAUUCUAGUCUAAGCAGACCAUGCUCCAGUGAUGUUGAAGCAAUUAUGUCAGCUGUAUCUGAAAAAUCUUCAACAACUGGAAACACUGAAUAUGUCACUGCUCAUGAUCAUUCUUCUGCAGAUACAUCAUUUUUUACAGCAGCUUCAACUUUGAGUUCUAGAGGAUCUGUAAUUUCAUCUGAGAGCUCAGGACAUCUUGGUAGUAGGGAAGUUUCUGAAUGUUCAGAAACAUUAAUUGAAUCCAGUUUAGAUUUAGAUUCCCAUCAUGAUGGAGCAGAUACUCCAAACACUUUUAACCAAUUACAGUAUGCAUUGGAAGAGAGCUCUUUUUGUCCUUUGGAAUCAGAAGAUAGCACUCCAUCUACUGAGAAAUCUCAUGGAUCAGCAAUGCAAGUAGGAAAAAGUCAAGAAAAUAAGAUAUUGACUUCUGAUGACAUUGAUGGAUGUUGUUUUAGCCAAUCUCUUCAGGAUGAGGAAAAUGAAAAAGAAUAUUUGAUUCAGGAUGGAAAGAACAGAUUUGGUUCCAUGUUUUCAGAAUCCAGAGAGACACUUAGUUCAAGUGUUUUAACAUUGUCUAGUGUGUCUGAAAUCACUGUAGUUGGAAAUGAAGCUUCUUACAACAAGAUGAUUUCUUCUCAGUAUAGUCACAGUUCUGUUGAAAAGCAAAGUGAUUCCCUCUCUGUAUCUCAGCUGUUAAUGACAGAAAGUAGCUCAUCAUCCUCAAGUGCUGCAAUAUAUACAACAUCAAAAGCUGAAAGCAGUGAAGUUCCUUCUUCAUUUGAAGAUCUGGCAAAAGAUAACUCAACUGAACAGGACCAGGUUUUUUUCAUGCCACGGGUGCGAAGCUUUGAGGGAGCGCAUUCCGUGCAGAUAUCUAUCCCUCAAGAACAAUCCUUAGAUUUAGGAUCGGAAUUUGACUCAAGACCAAAUUCAGAGCUUAAAGAUGUUGAAUCAAGACCAUUGUCAGCACAAAAAUUAAGUAGAUCAAACUCUCAAGAAGAUCAGAAGACUGGGUUUUCAAGGAGAGCCUUCUCAAUUGAUGAAACUGUUUCAGAUGGACUUAAGGUAUUUGAGCCUUACUGCAGACCAAAGUCUCCAAUGCCAUUAAAUGAGAGUAAUCGAAGUAGUCUUGAUUCUGAAAGUAUGCAGUUAAGAGUUGGUGUUUCAUCUUCAGUUCGAUGUCCUUCACCCUUUAAUCAAAAAUAUCAGUCUGAAGAAUCCAUUGAAACAGAACUAGCAUUUUCCAAACAUUUUACACAAGUUUUAGAUGACAGUGAAUAUGAAACUAGUGAGAUUAUUAAAACAAACCAAAAUGAAAAUGUACACCUUACAACUGGUCAGUUAAUGGACCUAACUCCUGAGUCCUGUAAUACUUCAGAAUCCUUGGAAACCUCUCAAGGAAAUGAUUACUACUUAGAACAUGAUGGAAAAGAGUUUAAAGCUAGGUCUCCUAAACUUCCAUUUGAUUUGGAAGAUGAUCUGCUGGUAGGUUCACCUCCAAUGGUAAGCAGACCUCUUGGAGUAAAAUACUGGCCCCCAGUAGAUAAUCUUGACCAAGAGCUUGAUGCUUGUGGUCCUUUGGAAAAGAGAAGAAUUGUAAGAUCUGAAUCUGAUGAUAACAGUGAGAGUAGACUGGAAUUAGAUAAUGAAAUGAUUGAAAAAGAAGUUGAGCAAGGUAAGCGUUGGCUUGAAAACCAGUUUGAAGAAACACCAGAUGAAUUUGGAAAUUUUAGUUAUGGUCAGCCUUUAGAUCAGAUACUGGAAGAAGAAGAAGAUCGAUACUCCUACACUACAGAAGAUAUGAAAGAGCUUCAAAAAUUUAAAGAAUCUUUAACUUCAACUCCUGACUUUGAUUCAAUUAUAAAUAAACGCCAUCAAGUAUCAAAAUCAGGAGAUGAUGAUCUUUCAAUGGGAAGUUUAACAGAAUUUGAAAGGUUAGAGAGAGAAGUUGCUUUGGGCUCUGGCAGUGGAAGUAGAGGUUCUCUAGGUUCCAAUGAUUCCCUGGAAGUUUAUAGUAACGGAAGUGGCACUGGAACAGGAGCUGGAAAGCCAACUCAUUUAUCAGUAAAAACAGUCUCUAAAUCUGGUCUAGGAGACAAUAUUUCUGUCAGUUCAUUAAAUUCUCUGAAGUCUUUUGAAAUGAUUGAAAGUGCUUGUGCAGAGGCGGCACUGAUAGAAGCCAAGGCUAAACAUCAAGAAGAGGUACUCUCUGAAAUAGAGGAAGGACAUGAAAGUCAAGUUUCAGAGUCAGAAUCAUGUGAAACAAUUUCUGAGUGUGGACAGAAAUCUGAUGAUGAAUAUGAAGAUAGGUUGUUCGAAAUUGACAGCAUCAUUAAGCAAGCACAAGCUAAUGUGGAAAAGUUUGAAACAGACAAAAAGCAAGUAGGAGAAAUAUUACUGGCGGAUAUAAUAGGUAAGCCAGAAUCUAGGACAGCAAGCAUAUCUAGCACAGACAGUUUAGAUGAAUCGGUACCAGAAAUUCAAAAGGAGUCACCCUUCAGACGACAGUCUAGUAUUCCAACUAGAAUUACUUCAGCAUACGGUUCUAGAACUACUAGUGUGACUAGUCUUCAGUCUGUAACAAGUGCAAGCACCCUUACACAGUAUGACCCAGACUCGGUUCAAGACAGAGAUUUUGAUGACGAGGAGCUUGACAUAAUGGGCAAAUCUAUGCACAUUUCAAUAGAUAGCUUAAGGGCUAAAUCUCCUGAAAAUACUAUGAUAACAUCCACUGACUCUCUUGACCCAAACACUCCUAGAGACAAGAUGACCUUCUCCACAGAUUCUAUUGAAAAUGCUAAAAGUUCAGACCACAUGACAGUAUCGUUGGAUAGUUUGGAUGGGGCCGGAAAGGAAGAUAGAAGCAAGGACUACACAUUUGAAACCCAAGGAGCAACAUCAAUGUUAUUCACUAGUACAGAUUCAAUUGAGUCAUGUAGUACAAAUACAAGAGCAACUGCAAGCAUGCUGUCAUCCAUGACAUCUCAAGGAUCUGAAACCCUUGUAGCUGAUGAUGAAUUUGAGCAUGAUGAUGAGGAUUCAAGAUCUGCAAGGAGAUUUCUACUAAACCAGGGAAACUUGCUUUUUGAAGAUUCAGAUGACAGUACUACGUGUUCCCAUUCAAGUCCCCAGCUUCCUGCUAGGCUUUUUAACAAAGAUUCUAGCGAAUGCCGGUUAGAGAAAAUAUCCACCAAGCCAGAACAUGCAAAUGUUGUGUCAUCUGAAGAGGUUGUUGAAACAGAGGAGAUUGAUGAAAAAGGUAACCUUAUUAUAAAAAAGGUCAUACAAAAAAGAUUUUAUUCUGAACAGACUCGACGUACUGAGAACAAGAGAGAAGGUUAUGUUAGUGAUGUCUCAUCGGAGAAAAAGGAUGAUUCUUGUGAAGAAACCAUGGAAGAAAUAGAUGAGUUUGGAAAUAGAAAGGUUUAUGUCGUGAAGAGAUCAAUAGAGUUUAACAAGAGUAAAACCAUGGAUGCUGUUGAUGAAAGAGAACUUUUUGACCUAUCAUCGGCCGAGCCACUGUCAAAGAAUCCAAAGUCCAAGAAUUAACCUUAUUUCACCAGACCCCAUUUUUUAUUUCCUCCAAGUCCAUUUUUCUCCCAUUUUCAUAUUCGACAAUUUGACGCUUUAUCUUCUCUCUAACUAACUGAUCCAGAACAACCGCGAGAAGAGUCGAAAUAAUGUGGCCUAACCUACAAAUUGUACAAAUCGUACACAUCAGAGUUUGUACUACAGUACAACGGAUAUAUACAAUACAACACCUACAUCAUUUACACAACGUGAAAAUGUGAAUAUUUACAAAUCGCGUAAAAGAAUAAUUUAUGCUAAAGCUUUUAAAUGUGUUAAAACUUUUUUUCUUUGAUCUAAGCAGAUUAAGAUUAUCUCAAGCAACCAUGUUUCCUGUUUCUAGUUUACAGGAGGGGAUGGGAGUAUAGAUUUAUAUAUAUAUUAGUGUAAACAAACUUUAUUCUAUAUUUGUUACAUCUCUCCCAUGCCUAAACCUGAACCUAAACCUAUGUAUAUAUGUUAAUAUAUAAAUAUAUAUAAACAUAGGUUUUCUUGACUGUACAUACUUCUCAUUCGUACUACACACCGCUUACUAAUGUUAUAAUGUUAACUAGUCAAACCCUUUCAACUUGACUUGACAGUGAAGCUGGCUAAAAUAUCUAAUAUUUUACAUCAAAUAUUUAAACCACUUUUAAACCCCCUGUGCAGCUUUAAUGGUUGUAAACUUGAGAACAAAUAUUUACUUUUUCUCUCAAAUUGUUUAUAUGCAUUGCAGUACAGUGUACACCACUCUAUAGUCUAAACUAAAUUGUGUACAUGAGAAAUCCUUUGCUGCUGUACAGUAUAUUAAUGUACUUUGUGUUAAUGCUAUUUAAAAUUAGAAGUUUAAUCAUUUUUUUAUGAUCAGUCGGGCCUUACUGAUCUUAAAAAGAUAAUUACAGUUGAAAUAAAUACAUAUAUCAACUUA